This is a messenger RNA of Notothenia coriiceps (black rockcod), 724 nucleotides long. Its product is annotated as casein kinase I isoform gamma-3-like. The transcript has 3 exons. The annotation marks the transcript as partial. Lineage: Eukaryota; Metazoa; Chordata; Actinopteri; Perciformes; Nototheniidae. Gene Ontology annotation, molecular function: protein serine/threonine kinase activity. The record is from RefSeq and is a predicted model, not a curated record.
CCCACUCCUAUUGGUCCAGUGGCCAGUGAGACUCCACUUCAAACGAGUAGCCGAGAGAAAGCACCGCAGACCAAAAACCAGUCUCCAGAGGGGAAAGGCAGUGAGUCGCAGCCCACUCCAGUGACCAAUCGAGAGCUGCUGGGCUCCCAUCUCACUGCUGAUAGGCUGGGCGGGUCCGUCCAGGUGAUGAGUUCAACCAAUGGGGAGCUGAAUACAGACGACCCCACUGCAGGACACUCCAACGCACCAAUCACAGCAAACGCAGAGGUGGAAGUGGCUGAUGAUACCAAGUAAGGGCACAAACGUUAAAGCAGAAUAUGUGUAGAGGAUUUCAACACCUUUGAACCACCAGCAAACCAGAUUACAAGCAAAAUACAUUUGACUUGAAACAAACAGGUAAUAACACGGAUGUGCUCAUGUGACUGUCACCUGGACUUCCUGUAGCGUUUUUACUGCAGGGUUUGGCUUCAGAAAGUGUUGACUUUGCUCUAACAUAAUUUUGAUGGUGCAAAAAGUCUGCCUGUGCUCUUCUUUUUUCUGACACUCAUUAUUUACAGGAAUUGCCUUAAGGUUUUUAAAGGGAAUAAAAAUACUUUUUCCAACUAAGCCACUUUAAAUAGUACAACUAGGGUGUUACAGACUUAUGUCAUGAUUUUCCUUUUCUACAAAUCCUCUCCACCACACAGAGUUCCCGUUGCCGGUCAACAUGUCCGUUAAAGUUUAA